Panicum virgatum (switchgrass) is the source of this 3714-nucleotide messenger RNA. RefSeq names its product acyl-CoA-binding domain-containing protein 1-like. The record is from RefSeq and is a predicted model, not a curated record. Gene Ontology annotation, molecular function: fatty-acyl-CoA binding. The coding region runs from base 234 to 932 and encodes 232 amino acids. Gene Ontology annotation, biological process: fatty acid metabolic process. Lineage: Eukaryota; Viridiplantae; Streptophyta; Magnoliopsida; Poales; Poaceae. The transcript has 3 exons.
CCCCCCCCCCGCAGUCGCCGCCCUCCGUCCCUCCCCUUUCCCGUCUCCACGCCGCCGCCGUCCCUCCCCCUCCCGACCGCCGCCGCCGUCCCUCCCCCUCCCGACCGCCGCCCUUCCCCAUGCCACCUCAGCGCGCCGCCCUCCGUGGAGGGCGCAGACGGCGGAUCUAGGCCGGCGACAUCGAGGCGAAACAGUGGGCGGCGGAUUCGGUCCAGCGGCGUCGAGGCGGAUCGAUGGGCGGCGGAUCCGGUUGCCAGCGUCGAGGCAGUGCAGCGGUAGGCGGAUCCGGGCGGCGGCGGAUCCGGGCGCCGGUGUCGAGGCGGCGGCGCUGGUGUCGAGGCGUCGAGGCGUCUCGCACAUCUACUGCGGCCCCACCACCGCCGCGCCGGGCGCUUCCCGCGCCGUCGACGGCCUUCUCCACCCCGUCGCCCACGUCUUGCACAUCUACUGCGGCCCCACCACCCUGCGCCGGCCGCCCAGGCGCACGUCGCCAAGCUCAUCUCCACCGUCAUCGCCUUCAAGGAGGACAACCUCCGCAUCACGCGCUCUCCUCCGGCCUCCCCCACCGCCGCCGCCGCCUCCCGCUCCCCGGCACGCCCGGACACACCGGCCCCCCGGCGCCCCCGAAGCCCUCCCACGAAGGCGACGUCUCCAGCGACGGCGGCAGCGAUAGCGACUGGGAGGGCGUGGAGAGCACCGAGCUCGACGAGGAGUUCAGCGCCUCCUCCGCCGCGUCAGGAACCAACGUUGUCCCUGGGCUCUACAGGGUAUUCAAGAUCGCCACCGAGGUGCCCUGCACCACGCCGCAGCCGUCCGCACUCAAGCUGAAAGCCCGUGCCAAGUGGAAUGCUUGGCAUAAGCUGGGUGCUAUGCCUACAGAAGAAGCUAUGCAGGAGUACAUCACAAUAGUUGAUGAGCUAUUCCCUAACUGAGCUGCUGGUUCAGGCACGAGAAGGAAAGAUGAAGAUAGCAUGGCUUCUGCAUCAGGUUCGAAGGGACCCAUGGGACCUGUCUUUAGCAGUUUCAUGUAUGAGGAAGAUGAAGGAAAUGAAGCGUAAGUGUUAUUUACCUCAUGUAUGUCUUCUACAGCAGUUAAUUCUACCUUUGUGGAUGUGACAAGUCAUAUGAAGUAAGAUGGCAUUCUCACUGUUCUGUACAGCUUAAGCUGUCUAAUACUCUACUUGAGUAACUUAAGGAGCAGAUUUUAUUUAGGGUCAGCAAUUUGUCAUUGUGUGUGCUAUUUGUGAUAUUGCAGGAGAGAGUCCUGAAUAUCUAACUUCAUUGGGUGACAGAAAAUUAAUACAUCAGCCUUUCUUCAGUUGAACAAAUACUAAUAUCAUGAUAUAUAGCACCUUGCAUUAAUAUUGAAGAUAUACUAAAAUUGGAGCUGGUUAGGUAUAUGUAGUUUCAGUACUCUCAUGUUAAUAAAUUUCUAAGACUAAUAAAUUUUGAAUAUAUUUCUAAGACUAAUAAAUUUUGAAUAUAUCUCAUGGCAUCGUGGGGCUUUGUUUCUUUCUGUACACACAUGCCUGAAAGUUUUCUUAUUUUGUGAUGAAAGAAGUCAAACAUCGGCAAUAUUUGGUGACAGAUUUUUUCAUGUUACUGAUUAGUUGUCACAGGUCCUCCUGAGGAUUCUUCUGCUCAUGGAAUUUUGUUACAAACACAAAAUAUCAUUCAUGGAGAAUCCCUUUUUCGUUCCAGUAUUUUGGGACCUCAUGAAAGAACUAUAGGUCUUUGCCAACAAAGCUUCCUUUGAUUCUAGCUGUAUCUUUUUUUUAGGGAAAUUGCAACUGUAUCUUUGCCAAGACGAGAUAAUACUACUGUUCUAUGUAUAUAUAGCCGAGUGCUGUACAGUUCAAUUAUUUUUUUGUACAAGUCAAUUGUAUCAUAUAGCUGACUUCUAAGCAUAUACUGAUAUACCGUAGAGCAUAUCUUGUGAAUGAAUAAUAUCUUUAGUUGGUAAAUCCAAACUUUUGCAACUCCUUAUUGCAGAGAGCCCAACCAAAUGCAGGUGCUCAUCCUCUACGGGCGCGGCGUAGCGCACCAAUCUUCCUAGUAGUUAGUACUAGUACUAGGGUCUGAGAGCAACUCCAGCCGAGUGACUAUCCGGGUUCCUAUCUGACCUUUUAGUCGCUCUGGGCCAAAAAUCACCCUCCAACGGGGCGACUAUCCAGGCGACUAAAAUUGGUAGCCCACCAAAUUUUGGGGCAAAGCCCACAAAUCUGGGUCCCUCUAUCCCCUCUCUUCCUCUCCCUCUCUUCUCGCGGUGCUGGGCCUGGGAGCGAGGCGGCGGCGGCGCUUCUUCUCCGGCACCUCGCCGACGCACACGUCCUCGCGGUGCUGUGCUCCCCCGCCGCCGUGGUGGAGGUGUCGGCGCGGAGGAUUGGGGAGACGUGCGGCGGCGGCGUAGAUCCGGUGAGCCAGACCAGCGCGGCGCGGGCCUGCUCGCCGCUGAGGCGCGCAGCGAGCUCGCGGCUGCCGGCGCGCGCGGAGCUCUUCCAGGUGCCUCCCGCAGCCGGAGUAACCAGUGAAAGCUGCUAGCUGACGCGGUCGGAUCUCUGAGCUUUCGCUCGCCGUCGGUGAAGGAGAAGGCGACGGGGACGAGCUCGGCCACAGCGGCGCACCACCGAGCUGGUUGCCGUAGUUGUGCAAUGUGAAGGCCGCCGCCGGGCUGUCGAGGCGAUGAGCCGCCUGCUGGUACUGCCGGUGCAGACGCACGCUCGCCUGCAUCCUUUCGAGAGCCGACGAGGCGAAGUAGCUGUGCUGCCAGGCUGGGCUCGUGAGGAGCUGGAGGCGCGGCUCCGCCCUCGGGCGCCGGCCGCCGCCGAGCAGGCGUCGCUUGAGCUUGGUGUUCCAGUGGUUCUUGACGUCGUUGUCCAGCAGGAGCGGGUGAACAGGAUCCAGCAGGACAUGAACCUCGGCGGCGGCGGGCAGCAGCCUCGUGUUGUCGUCGACGGCUCCGACGCUCACCAAGCUCGAAGAGCUCAGGGCCUACCUGCACCACCUCCAAUCGGAGAAGGCCAGUUCUGAUCGAUUCUUCACAUUUAAUUUGAGCUCUUAUCUGAAGGAGGAGUUGAUUCCUGAAUCCUGAUUGAUUCUUUACGAUAAUUAUAUUCUUGUUUUGAAAUUUGGCAGGAGAGCUGCACCAGGAAGGUUGCGGAGCUCAUGAGCUUGUUGCAGUCUUCGUCCUUGGUGCUCGGCAUGGAUCCCAGGGAGAUCACCGCCGCCCGCCGCGGCGACGAGCAUGCCGGCGACUUCAGCGACGCCGCGAUCGCGAGGCUGGCGUCGGAGAUCGAGAGGCUGAGGGAGAUCAAACGGAGCUGGAUGGAGAAGCUGCAGGACCUGGUGGCGAGCAUGCUGGAGCUGUGGAACCUGAUGGACACGCCGGAGGAGGAGCAGCGGCGGUUCCAGGGCGUCGCCUGCAACAUCGCUGCGUCGGAGGACGAGAUCCCCGACGGUCUCCGCGACGGCGUCGGAGGAGAGGCGGCGGCGCGCUGGCGUCUGGCGGGCGGCGUGGGGCGGCGGGCGGCGGCGAGCGAGCGGGAGAGAGACGGGAGCGCGUCGGGAGAGAAGACAGGAGAGAGAUGGGGCCCACUGGUCAGAUGGAUAGAGGCCCUAUUUAGUUAGUUGGGCUGGAGCACACCUCUUAUUUGGCCCUCUAAAUUUUUAAAACUGGCCCUCAAAAUGAAAUAUAGAGGCCCAUUUUUAAUCAGU